AUGUUUUGAUGGACUGCAUCCAUCCUGGUAUUAUUGUUUAUCACUUAAUUUAUAAUGUGGUUCAUGUGAUCAUUUACCCGUGCCUGGACAAGCCUUUGUGACAUGAAUGAAGCACAUGGCAGUUGCGGCUGGCCGGUCAGGUGUUGGCUGCACCACUGCCGGACGUAGUCGUCUCUUGGCAAAUCCGAGCGUCAAAAAGCAGUGGCAGAAGCUGUUUAUCCUGUAACCUGGAAUAUAAAGAAAUGGAUUACAUUUAUGAAGUUAUAUAAAGCAAACUCGGUUAUUAAAGCUGCAUUUAGUAGAAUAAACUGUUAAUAUUCAUUCCGACACGGGUGGUAUGACAACCUGUUUUCCCUGGCCAGGCAGACACGCGGUCGGUUUAAAAGGUUUUAGUGUUCAGUUACUCUUCCUGCAGGGCGGGUGUUAGACAAAAUUUGUUGCUAAGAAACCAAAACCAAAAAAACAAUGACCAUAUAAGUUAACAGCGAAGCUUGUGCAAAUGGCUAUUUAAGUAUCAGCAAAGAGAGGACCUCGUCAAGAAAGCCAUGGUGCGCCGUCACGACUGCACAACCACACUAAUACUACUACUGUCAGCUACAACGUGUUCCGCAAUUUUGAUGAAUGGCACGACGUUCCCACCCGUCCUGCAAGGUGAUUGGUUCUUCUGGGAGGAUGGGCGGGGCGCUGAGACCGAGAUCUUCCCGGAGCACAUAAGUGGGCGUGGUAAACCCGUAGAUCGGGAGAUGAUUCGUCGAGACACCUUCCAGUACGUCUUCCAACACCAAUCAGGAUGCUUCUCCUGUGCAAGAUUCAUAGCUAGGUCUUGGAACAUCAUAGAAAGGCUGGAGAGUCCUUGUGUGAGCCCGGAGCGCCUGGCGGCCACCACGUGCCAGGUGGUGUGCGCCAGGGUGGGGGCGGGCGGCCGCAGCGGCGCCCUGCUCUUCCGCCAGGACCCCGUUCUCCUCAACUGCCGCCCGGCCAUACACGGCCUCUACCACUUCGCCUGGCAGAACACCUUCAGCUUCACCGGGGAGUGCAACCACCCAGAUGCGUCCAUCCGAUCGUGUCAGCAGCCCGGCAGCCAGUUCCUGAUUGACAGUCAGACCUUCUCCGUCCAUUAUAAGAAGUGUGAGGGCCUUGGGCAUUCCUUCGAUGCAACCGUGGUGUUCUCGUGCCUGGGGGACUGGUACGUGGGGAAGAACCACUACUUCGCGGUGGUGAACACGAAGGAGUCGCGGAAGGAGGAGAUGUAUCGGUGCUUCGUGAGGAGCCGGGAGGACGACCUGUACAUGGGCCACUCUCUCACGCCGGAGUGCGCCCCGCUCAAGACCCCAGAGAACAGCCCCGUCAGGUUCCGCCUCUCCUACGUCAAGCACGAGGACGUGAGCCCCGGCUGCUUCCUGCCCAGCAACCUGACGGGCAGGUGGGAGUCGACGGGGGCAGGGGAGCCGCAGGUGGUCAUCAACGCCACCCACAUCCAGGAGACCAUCUGGAGGGGCUACUCCGCCAAGACCUCCUCCUACGUGUGUCUCCAGCAGCGGGGCGACCGCUACCUGAUGGCCAAGCUCAGUGUGGAGGGGUGCCAGACGGAGUACGUGUGCUGGGAGCUGGUCCCUCGCCACCACAACAUCGUCAGGUACCGCCUCACUUGGCCCCUCAUCUACAGGAGCUUCCAGGUGUGUGACUACGCCAACUUCAGGAGCACCAGGGAGUGGAAGUACGACACUCUCAUAGCGGAGUCCCCUGAUCCAGUCUCCUGUCCAAUUGGCGGUCGCUUCUACUUCGCGCAGCGAGGCCCGUCGCCCCUCGUGCCCAGAGUGCUCGGGGGCAUCACCUCCUCUCCCCUCGACACCUACCCCUGUCACGUACGGGUUUCUGUCAUGUCCAUAUGUUCCGAGGACCGUAAGUGGAUUGUCAUUGAUACGGACCUCUGUCUCUCUCUCAACAAGGACGGACAUCCUGUCGAUUUUAACAGUGUGACUGAUUACCGCCUGCAGUGUGUGGGGUACUGGCAGGAGAACCUAUUGUCUUACCUCGUCACCUACGACCCCUCCGACUCCGUCUCCAGGUUCAGGUGCUGGGUGUACCAGCGAGUGGGACUGAGCCAGGUGUUGGUGUCACAGUCGGUGGGGGCGGCCUGUGGGCUCCAUCAGACCUUCCUCUCCCACACCUACGAGGAGAGCGCCGCUGUGGCCCUCAACCUCACUCUCAGCGAGCGCCUCUACGACCAGUGCCCCAUGUUCUACGAUGAUGGCAAAAAUCCGUGGCAACCCAAGGACGACAUGGUCACUGUCUUCAGGUUCUUCAGCAAUGCCCCUUCCCCUUGUGUCAUCUCUGAUGUCAUCAUGCUCCUCCUACUAGCAACCCUUGCAUGGACUUGAACGAUAUCUUCACCAAGACUUAAUUUGUAUAAAUUAUCACUAUUUUUGUACCGUUUCACUCAGGUUGGCUGUGAUUUUAGUAUUUUGAUUGUCUAAAUAUUAAGAAGUCCUCUGUUAGUGUUGUUUAUUGAUGCAUUACACAAGCCUCGUGGCCUUUGAGUAAGUGCAUCUCUGUAUGGUUCCAUAUGUACGUUACUGUGCUUGAAAUUUACCUGAUUUAUCUGAGGGCCACUAAUUGUAGUGGCCUCAAUGAAGACAGGAAGCCGGUGGCUUGUUGAAGGUCCCCACAGUUGCCUUGAUCUUUUUCUAGGUAUAUUUUAAAGCUCAUUUUAAUGUGUGUGUUUAUGUGAGAAUGACUGGGCAUUUUUGGUCAAGGGUGUGGGGUAGGGGGGGUGGGUUGAAGAAAGGGAUUUUUAUCUUAAAAUAUACAGUCAGUAUAAAUGCUUAAAUGUAUUAAGUUUGAAAUUGUUUUCUUUCAUCAAAACUAUUUUUCCACCAUGCAGUAUUUACAAUUUUGUUAUAUUUCAAUGGACAAAUGCUAAGUUAUAGAAUCUUAUAAGAAUCUGUCGAUAAGUGCCAGUUCUUCCAAAAGUCUUCAGUAUUAUCCUUAGUCGAAGCCAUAUACAAAAUACUGUACAUUUGAUUGUUAAAUAACGUUACUGUAAUAGUAAGCCAAGCAGAGAGAGAGUCAGUGAGUUGUGAAAACAUCAAUUAACAGAGAUGUGGAAGGAAGUAUGUAUGUCAUCUAAUCCAAAAAAUAAAAUAAAAUCGUGGAAAUUCCCACAAAGUUUGACUAAUUAAGAGUAAUGACUGGAGAAUAUUUUCCCCCAGAGAACUUAGAGAUUAUGACCCCGUUUAUAUUUACUGUGCGUAUUGUUUUAAAUGCUCUCUGUUGAAAAAAAAAAUGGUUACGUCUUGUCUAUCAAAGUGUGUAAAGAUGCAUGUCAAGUUCUAUUUUUCAGUUGGGCAUCGAUUGUCUGGCCACACAGGCUUCGGUAGGCCAGUUUGAGGGGUCAUUCGGAAUCUUUCUCUCUAGAAGCAGUAUUAUACUAUUAUAUUUUAGCUUCUUGAUAAUUGUUUAAGUGAUCUCGCAUAUACUCAGACAUCGAACAUUUUCUCAAGUGCUUUUAAAGCCAAUAUGAUCUCUUGUGUAAUUUGGGAUGGUUGAGAAAGGGGAGGGGAAAGGAGCUCUGUGUUCCCACCUUUCUUCCUCUUAUACAACCCAUUAUAUAUACAGUAUUAUGUUUUCUGCCUCGUGAUUAUAAUGAGUAGUAUCAUACAACAUUACUGGGAUUUAUACUGUGUGAUUGUAACCAAUGUUAUGGUAUAAUGAUAUAAUAUCACUAGUUACUAUGCCACAUUAUAAUGCAGUGUGUGACAGAUUGCUGGUGUCUGUGUUAUGUAUGAUAAUAAAUGACAUUACAUGGUGUGUACCAAGUUGCAGUACCCCUGUACCAGGACAUUGUAACCAAAUUUACACAACUUUAUUGAGUACAGUAACACGUUACUAUAACAUUUAUACUGUGUUACUGGGUCUUAUGCUACAGGACUGUAAUUACAUCGUUACUUCCCGUGUAGUCAUUUUCCUCUUAAGGUAAGGCUCACUGGAUUCGACGAGGAGCCUCAGAGCAGCAACCCCCUUGAUUCUAUAUCAUAGUCUCGAUUUUAAUACCGAAUUGUAGGUUAAUUGCACAACAUUUUCAGGUCUCGUGACUGCUAUUUGUGUACAUAAAAUGUGGCUAGUCAGUGACCAAAGGUUCUCAGUUUAGUUCCUAAUACAAAUGUAAAUAGCCCAUUAACCAUACCACAAAGAGUUUCACAAUACUAACUUUUCACCACACUAAAUGCACCUAUUUAUCUACACUCGAGAUAACAAAAAAAAGUGUACAGAUUAAAUGGUAUUUACUGGAAAUAAAUACAAUGGAAAUGUAAGAUAUAGAGGACAAUUGAAUAUUGGCCUCGAUAGGUUAAGUAGAUAGAUUUAAGGCCUCGACAGGUUAAGAUAGAUUCAUACGCUUAUAUGUGAUACAAAAACUGGACGCUUGGUGUAAUGUAAGAAAUGGCUGUUGUGCAAAGACACUUUUUGGUCACCGCGCGGGACGUCAAGUCACACACUAGGCUAGCUUUAGGUUCCCAUUGGGUACAGGAAGCCUAAUGGCUUAUUGAGAAAUCCCUGGCUAACAACUGACCGUUUGCGAUGUACAGUACAUCAAUUGGAUAAGUUGGAUUCAAUUUAAGAGUUGGAUAAGUUGGCUAGUAUCCAUAUGUGUUGGUAAUAAUCCAACAUUAAACAGUUUUCAUUUUUUGUAUGAAUUAACAAGAGUACUUUUAAAAUGUUUUUUUUUUUUUGGUUCCCCUCCAGUGAAAUUCAUUCUAUUCUUUAUGUAAACCGAAUGAGAAAAUAAAUUUUUAAUUUUUGUAUAUUUUGAGUAUUGUUGUUAUUGUGCCUGAAUACAAAUUGUAUAAACUGAGAUACCGGUCAGUGUUGAUGACCGAUUAAUGGCAGGAUUCAACGAUCAUUUACACAUCCACUCAUUAACCUGUACAUCUUUUCUCAAUCUUUGGCAUUUUUUUUAUACAAUUAUUAAAUAAUUUAUGAGCUCUGAAGCACUGUAUGAGGCUAUUUAUAACAAUAAUAUUUGAAUGAGAAGUUUCGGUGCUCGUAAACUCUUUUUGAUAAAUGUAAGCAAAGUCAUCACAAAUUGAGAAAAGGUGUUCAGGUUCGCAAGUAGCUAACUAACUACUAUAUAUUAUAACUAUAAAUUAAACUGCUUGUUGAAGCCUGGCCCAGACCAAGGACAUCGUAUCUUCGCACUUCUGCAGACACUACGAUAAUCUUCACUGUCAACUCGAGGAGAGAAAACUCUUACGUAAAUUGCUUAUAGCCAUGAAUAAGUUUAUCACAAAAUGCAUGAUGAUAAUAAAAGGUAAAUUUUGUUUUAA
Molecule: messenger RNA, 5324 nt
Organism: Procambarus clarkii (red swamp crayfish)
Lineage: Eukaryota; Metazoa; Arthropoda; Malacostraca; Decapoda; Cambaridae
Biological process (GO): wound healing
Source: RefSeq, a predicted model, not a curated record